Molecule: messenger RNA, 4818 nt
Organism: Lithohypha guttulata
Lineage: Eukaryota; Fungi; Ascomycota; Eurotiomycetes; Chaetothyriales; Trichomeriaceae
Exons: 6
Coding region: 1-4818 (1605 amino acids)
Biological process (GO): phosphatidylethanolamine biosynthetic process; phosphatidylcholine biosynthetic process
Cellular component (GO): cytoplasm
Molecular function (GO): ethanolamine kinase activity; acyltransferase activity, transferring groups other than amino-acyl groups; choline kinase activity
Source: RefSeq, a predicted model, not a curated record
AUGAAUAUCAAUAUUACCACCACGAGACCGAUUCUGUUCCUUCCAGGUUCGAUCACAGUUCGUCCUUACUGUUUGAGCGACGCUGAGAAGAUUGCACAUCAUGCAAACAACACCAAAAUAUAUCGGAACCUCGAACGUCUUCCACAUCCAUAUACUCUCGAGCGCUCACAAGAAUGGAUAGCAUACUGUACCGACCCCAAGAACUUCCUGCCGCAAUCACAUCCAUCCUCUCCGCCGGACAUGAGCAGCGAAAGGGCAUCACUAGGUGACUAUGUGCCGAAAGACUACGUUGUUUGCUUCGAGGAUCAACCGAUUGGCUCUUGUGGCCUCGAACUUGACAGCAAGAACCCUCAUACUGUAUCUUUGGGUUACUGGCUGGGUGAGUCUUUUUGGGGGCAAGGCAUUGGUACUCUGGUCGCUACGGCCUUUACAGAAUGGACAUUCAAGAAUUUCCCAUGGAUAAUGCGUAUACAAGCAGAUGCAUACAGCUGGAAUGGGGCAAGUCAGAAAGUGUUGAGGAAGGCUGGUUUUGCCUAUGAAGAAUUAGAGAGGGGUUCGAUCCUUAAUGAGGCAAAAUUCCUCCUGGGAGACGCGUUGGGAAACAUGGCGGACAGCAUUAGUAGCCUGAAAUCGGCAGGCGCCCCUGGCACUCCGUCCGACAAAGAGGUCAGGAUAUUCGACGAACCAGAACAUAUUGAGCAUCCUGGCUAUGCGUACGACGAACGUUCUCCAUCAUCUGUUGCACAGUCUUCCAAGAUCCAUCGAGCAACCAUGUCGGGCAGGAAGUUGACAGGACGUAGUGAACGCCCCCCGUUAAAAUCCGCCCCUUCAGGUCCCUCGACACCAGGUUUGACGAACCAAAUGUCGACCCUUGCUCUCGACAGUCCGAGUCUUGCCGCCAAGACUGCACCGGAGGAUAAUGAUGACCAAGCGCUGCUUGAUCAGGUCAUGCAAUGGUUGCAGAAUGAGAAAAGCAGGCGAUCACAAGUGUCCAACGGAGACCACGACGCCGACCUCAAAACCUCACGAAAUGGAGAUACGCAACCUGAUGCGGAUCAGUCUCUAGACCAACUUGAAGCAAUUUUGACAAAAUUCGGAGAUGGGUCUGCAAAGUCAAAAUUACGCCGUAUGACGGGCAGUCUAGCAAAUAGACGUGGCUCCUUGGGUAAGGUGUUACUGAAGACGCAGCGAAGUUAUGGUCCUUCGGACACGGAUGGUGGUGAUGCUAUCGCUGAAGUACCUCAUAUCGAGUCCCUGCUUGACAACACUAAAACGCUCUCCUUCGCUGGUGGGGCGGCUGAUACGUCGGCCGAGGACGACGACAAGACUAAAGAGCAGAAGCAUUGGGAGGUCUUCAAGCAGGAUAUUUUGCGUUUGACCCACACGCUUGGCCUACGGGGCUGGCGCAGACUACCCAUCGAGUAUGCUAAGACUAUGCAUGUUGAGCGCUUGAGUGGUGCCCUAACCAAUGCUGUUUACGUCGUGAAACCACCAAAAGACUAUACCUUGAUGCAAAGACGUGAUGAACAGGGUAAUCUCGUCCCUGUUAAGAGACUCCCAAAGCACCUUUUGCUCAGAAUUUAUGGCCCUUCAACUGAUCAUCUUAUUGAUCGUCAGAACGAGCUUCUAAUUCUCCGUCGUCUCGCUGCCAAAAAUAUUGGCCCAAAGCUCUUGGGUUACUUCGAGAAUGGUCGAUUCGAGGAGUUUCUCCACGCCAAGACUCUGACCAUGGAAGAUAUCAAAGAUCCGGCCAUAUCUAAACAAAUCGCAAAACGUAUGAAGGAGCUGCACGAGGGUAUCGACUUGCUAGAGUCUGAAAGAGAAGGUGGUGCAUUUACUUUUGCCAGUUGGGACAAGUGGGUCGAUCGCGUAGAGCAAGUCAUGACUUACCUAGACAAGCUGGUUGAAGACGAGGCAAAGGGAAAGCGUGCUCCCAAGGCUCGAUAUACACGUCGUGGCCAUGUUGUUGGUACAGAGUGGAAAAAAUUCCGUGAAGCGUAUGAAAAGUAUCGGAGUCGACUCAUCCAAGAAAGUGGAGGAGAGAAUGGCAUACGCAAACGCUUGGUAUUCGCCCACAAUGACACACAGUACGGCAAUCUCAUGAAACUUAAGCCAGAGGAAAAAUCUCCUCUCAUGGAACCAACCAAUUCACACAAACGGCUGGUUGUCAUUGACUUCGAGUAUGCCAACGCCGAUCCACGCGGAUACGAGUUCGCAAAUCAUUUCAACGAAUGGUGCUACAACUAUCACGACGCUGAGCGGCCCUAUGCGUGCAACACGAAAUGGUACCCGAACAAGGAGGAGCAGUACCGCUUUAUGCGUGCCUACGUUAUGCAUCGACCUCAGUUUACCCCUUCAGCAUCAUCAACACCAAACCUUGAGGCACGUGAGAAGACGAACGUUCCUGAAUUCAAGUUAGAUGCACGAGGGCCUUCAGGGUACUUCAGUGGAGGCUAUGAUGAAGAAGAGCGGAUCAGAGAGAAAGCGGAAGAGCAUGAAAUUCAACGGUUGUUGCAUGAGACGAGAAUGUGGCGUAUGGCUAGCUCAGCAUUCUGGGUAGCUUGGGGAAUUGUGCAAGCUCCGAUACCAGAACUAGAUGAGCCAGAAAGGAAAUCAGUCAAGGAGGCUGUCACUGAUGUCGCUGAUAAGCUGAAAUCUGUAUGGAAGGCUAAGUCAGACCCACUGGAUGAGGAGGUGCUAGAGAAGAAGGAGGAGUCGAAGCACGAUCGGCCUGAAGGACACGACAUAGAAGAAGCGCAUCGAGAGGGUGAUGGGACCUCGGAAAACGAGGAGGAAGAGUUUGAUUACCUGGCAUAUGCGCAAGAAAGAGCCAUGUUCUUUUGGGGUGAUUGUAUUCAGAUGGGGAUAGUGACGGAGGGUGAUCUGCCAGAAGAAAUGCGGUCCCACAUCAACAAACACUACUAUUUGUCAAUGCCAAGCAUCAACACUACCAUCAUGCCGCAGGCCACGUUUCCCACGUUUUCCCAAUCCUCUGCCGUGACCACAUCGCGUCGUUACAUACCAGACGACAACCAGCGUACUAUCGUGAUGCGUCCAGACGAGCAAAGGAAGAUAGCAAACUAUGGCAUUCUUUGUGGUCUGCGCUCAGAUGCAGCGUCGGACUCCAGUCGAUCCUCAUCAGCUAGACCUUCAUCACAAGAGCGAAAGUUGAUGGCUCUCAACUCUCACCCUACAAAUGGUGCGGUUCAACGACGACCACAGUCUCUAACGUUGCCUUUCGACAAUCGAGAGCGUGAAUCACACCUAGUCUCUGAAGAAGAAUUCGAUAGGAUCAUCAAGCAGGGCGAAUUGGAUAAUCCAUUGCCAUCACUUCCCACAGCCAUCGAGAGCAGUGCACCACGUAUUGGACUCCGAAGAUCAAUCUCGACAGCACGAAACACGAUGAUGUCUACCAAACCACGACCGAUGUCAGCAGACUUCAGUCGAUUGAUGGCAUCGCAAGGAUUCCAAGAUCGUCCUGGUCGAAACUCUUUCGCUGCUCCAAGUCGAGAUCCCACAUUGACUGCCUUACCUCGACCACCGACUAAGAACGAUCUUGCCUUAUAUCCGAACGAACCUCCUUCAGCUGCAAGCAGUGCAAAGACUCUUCGCCAACGAGCACUUACCACAGACACAGACACCCCUGCCCGACCGACUUCUUCCGCUGUAGAGUCAGCUGAUCGUCAAACUCGACACAAACGACAUCGCUCCGCUUUCAUUGUGACUGAGUCGAUCAAGAAACGACUCAAGCGAGGCGGAAGCAACGAUACCGAGACCACUAUUCUUCCUGGCCAAGCAGACAGCUCAGGUCUAAGCAAGCUCGCAAUGGCUAGCCCGACCACGUCCAUGCGGUCCCGAACCCCAUUCCAGAGCCAUCCUGCAGUACGACCAAUCCUGAACAACAGCAUGUUAGCAGACACUGCAGGACGAAAAUCUACCGACAUGGACAUGGACGUGGACACGGACGCUGAAGCAGAACCAGAAACCCUAUCCACCGUCCGCACACCUCCAGAAAGUCUCAAGAGAUCAGUCCUCAAACGUACCUGGUCCCGGGCAAAAUACCACGCCGCAAAGCUAUCCAUCUCCUCGCCAGCUGGCAAUAACCUUCUCGGCCAGAAAAUGCAAAUCUCACAACCAAUCGCAAUAAACAUUGAUCGCCCUCCCACAGCACAAUCCCACCACACAGCAGCCAGCGUGGCUUCGACCAUCGCACCCUCAAACACAAGCACAGGCACAUCUCACUACCACGCCUCCGCCGAACAAUCCCCCACGAAUCCCUCAUACGAAUACGUCACAGGCCCGGUCCCCAAGAAAACCGUCUUGACACGACUAGGCGCCCCACCGAGCAGGACCGAGCUAAACACCGUGGUGAGCAGGCAACAGAGUAGGAUCCAGGACUUGACGUUGCAGAAUAACGUGCUCGUGAAUCAGAUCAGUUUGCUGAGAGAAGAAGUGCAGGGGAUGAAAGUCAGCAGUAACCACAACGCGAGUGCAAGUGGGAACGCAAGUGCAGCAAGCAGCGAGAAAGAGAAUCACCGACCAAGCCUUAGUGACCGAACGUUGGGUAGAACAUCUAGACGACGAGGGGAAUAUACACCUGAGCACAAACACGCUGAUCACAGUGUGAACAUGGACAUGGACGUCGAGAUCAAUACCGACACACACGCUCGGCGAAGCAGCAACGGCACGGCAGCAAGCAGAAUUCGAAAAGACCCCAAUGGCUGGCGACAUAUCAUGGGCGUGCCGAUGGGGAACGAAAGUGAGAGCGCAUGGGAUCAAGAUGAUAAGCGGAAGACGUGGAUGACUUGUGAUUCGUGA